GAGCUUCGCUGAAGGGGUGGAAGGAACGAGGGUUUCCCGCUGUUUCUCCUUCAGCGCCUGCAGCUGCCUCCCCUUGGAGCCAUGGCAUGCGUGGACAGAUGCCGCUGCUGCACGGACAACCGAAGGCAGAGCAGCAUCCUCUACAACAUCCUGAAGAGCGAGGAGCAGCAGCAAGUGGUCAGCGGCCAGCCGGCGCCUCAACCGCGGCAGACGGGACACACGCUGGGGCUCGGCUGCUCGUGCGGCGCGCAGAGGCGGGUGGCUCUGAAGAGCCCGCAGGUGGCGUGCAAGGCGGCUUCGGCCGUGCUGGUGAAGACGCUGCGCUUCGUCAAGAACGUGCCCUGCUUCCAGGAGCUGCCCCUGGACGAGCAGCUGGUGCUGGUGCGCAGCUGCUGGGCUCCCCUGCUCGUGCUGGGGCUGGCCCAGGACCGCGUGCACUUUGAGACGGUGGAGACCACGGAGCUCAGCAUGCUGCACAGGAUAUUGACCAACAAGCGGUGCGAGGAGGAGGACGACGAGAAGCAGCAGCAGCAGCAGCAGCAGCAGCAGCGACAACUGCUGCUGCUGCACAAGAGCCAAGAGCAGCUGGAGCAGACCUGCGGAAGCAGCGGCGGAAGCAGCCCGAAGCUACCGUCUGCGGGAGAGAUCCAAGCCAUCAAAGGCUUCCUGUCCAAAUGCUGGAGCUUGGAUAUCAGCACCAAAGAGUACGCCUAUCUCAAGGGGACGGUGCUUUUCAAUCCGGAUCUGCCAGGACUUCACUGCGUACAGUACAUCCAGGGACUGCAGCAAGAAGCACAGCAAGCCCUAAAUGAACAUGUCAGACUGAUUCACAGAGGGGACCAGGCCAGAUUUGCCAAACUAAAUGUGGCUCUGUCCAUGCUCAGAUCCAUUAAUGGCAAUGUUAUUGCAGAACUUUUCUUUAGGCCCAUCAUUGGAACAGUGAAUAUGGAUGACAUGCUGUUGGAGAUGCUUUGUGCAAAAUUAUAAAGUCAUGUAAAUCUAAUAUUAAUAUAUAUAUAAGAACAAUCCAACAUGAGAAGUCCU
Elgaria multicarinata webbii is the source of this 1044-nucleotide messenger RNA. RefSeq names its product nuclear receptor subfamily 0 group B member 1 (gene NR0B1). Gene Ontology annotation, cellular component: cytoplasm; nucleus. Bases 82 to 987 code for a protein of 301 amino acids. The record is from RefSeq and is a predicted model, not a curated record. Lineage: Eukaryota; Metazoa; Chordata; Lepidosauria; Squamata; Anguidae. Gene Ontology annotation, biological process: spermatogenesis; male gonad development; negative regulation of transcription by RNA polymerase II. Gene Ontology annotation, molecular function: transcription corepressor activity; transcription factor binding. The transcript is spliced from 2 exons.